UUAUUUCUUUUCUUCUUCUUUUUUUCUCUUUCUUUCUUGCUUUCCCCUCCUCCAUUCCCCAAUUUACCCUCGUCGUCUUUCUCUCUGCCUCUCCUGUUUCUUAAUCUCCUUCUCUCGGUUGGUUUCCAUACUCCUUCCUCUUCUCUUAUCCUCCUCUUUCUUUUAUGCUCCUCUUUCUUGUGCUGUGCUUUUAAUGAUUCCCGCUCCGAUCGCAUUCCACUGACGGGGAGUCCCAAUCUUCCUAAAUCACCCGCUUUCGUCGCUCUUGAGCUCUCAGAUUUGGACGAGGAAGUGCGGUCAGGAUUUAUGUCCGUCUAUCAAUCCAGGGCUGAGAGGAUCCAGGGGCAGCUUAGGAAACCCGGUCGACCGGGCAGCUCCGGCCAGCAGAGGAGUUCCAUUGGCGGCGGGGGCGGCGGCGGCGGCUCCGCCCCUCCUCCUAUCCCCAUCUCUGCAUCCCCUGCUACUCCUUCGUCAUUGUCGACGAACCGAAGCUUCAAGAAAUCUGGUAAUGGACACGGGGGUCAAUCUAGGAUAAAUCCCACAACCGCGAGUUCUGAAGCGAGUGGUGCUGCUCCGGCUAUUACUGUCCAUCGGGCUGUUCAGAAUGGUGGUCAGGCCCCGGCUCCCUCUCCUGGAUUUUCAGAUGCACCAGCCCCAGGCAGUGCAAAACCGAUGGAUGUGCUGACCCCCAGAAAUGCAUCCCGAGCUAUCCCAAAGGUGCCAUCUUCUCAGUCUGCUACUGGAGCUUCAAGUUCUUCAACGCCCUUGACACUUCCUAAAGGGGAUGCAUCUAAGACCUUUACUCUUCAGUUUGGCUCAAUAAAUCCUGGCAUCAUGAACGAAUUGCAGAUUCCUGCUCGGACAAGCUCAGCUCCGCCAAAUCUGGAUGAACAACAUGACCAGGCUCAUGCUGAGUCCUUUGGAGCUGCUCCAACAUUGCCUAUACCUUCUGUUCCAAUAGAGCAGCAACGACAACAAACUAAAAAGGUAGGUGGUGGUACUCAUCAGUCUAGCAAUCUGGAGCAACAUCCUGUAUCACAAGCAAAGAGAGAUACAAGCAUCCCAGUCCCAUCUGCCUCAGUUGUACCCCCACCAAAAUCAUCUGUUCUUCCAGUUUCUGGGAUACCUUUGCCCAUGUCUAUGUCAUUUCAACCUCAACAACCACCAGUUCCUCCUCAACUUGGUGGCCCUAGCCCACAGAUGCUACCAGGUCUUGCAGCCAAUUCACUGCAAAUGACGAUGACAUUACCUGUGGCCAAUGUCCCCCAAGUUGCACAGCAAAUUUAUGUUCCUGGCAUCCAGCCUCAUUUUGUGCAACAACAGGCACUGAUGCAUCAGGGACAAGGUUUAGGGUUUCCCCCGUCAAUUGUUCAUCAAUUACCCCAACAAUUAGGAAACCUGGGAAUGGGCAUUACUUCACAAUUUCCUCAACAGCAGCCGGGUAAAUUUGGUGGCCUUCGUAGGACCACAGUGAAAAUAACUCAUCCAGAAACUCAUGAAGAGUUGAGGCUUGACAAAAAAACUGAUUCUUCCAAGGAUGGUGGUACCUCUGGGCAGAGGCCACUUCCUAAUGUAAUCCCACAAGCUCAGGCUAUUGCAACGUAUAAUGCUGCUCCUCAGAUGUAUUACCCCCAAAUACAGCAAAAUUCUUAUAGCCCUUCUACACUUAUUUUUACUACUACUGUUCCUCUGACCAGUGGGCAGGUGUCGAUGAGCUCACAAGCUGCAAGAUAUAGCUAUUCUGUCAGUCAAAGUGGGCAAAACUUGCCUGUCAUGCAGUCAACCAUGGUCAACAAUGUUCCAGUUGGCAAACCUUCACAUUCAUCCUCUCUGUGUUGCAUUACUAAAGGGAUAAACUCAGAAGAGAUACCAGUUUCCACCUCCCUCCCCGCCACAGUUCAUGUAACUGUCAAACCAUCCAUUGGUUCAGAAGAUUCUACUCGUUCCUGUCAAAGAAACAAAGAGACAAGUCCAGAUGGACCUGCUUGGCAGCCUAAGUCAGGUUCCAAACUGUUAGCUGAUGUUUCAUUGCCUAUCGCAAACACAAGCUCUACUGCUGGUGCUUCUGUGCCCUCAACAAAGCCAUUGAUCUCUGAAUCACCAGCUGCUGACUCUGGCUUAAUUCCAUUUGGACCUGAUGGCAGGAAAAGAGAACCUGUUGAAAGAUCUGAUUCUUUGAAGGAUACCCAGAAGAAGCAAAGUAAAAAGGAGCAUCUUCAGUUAGAUGCAUCUUCUCCUGAAGGAGCAAACCUGUCUUUGUUGAAAAUUACCAAGGGUAGAUUUGAGAGAGAACUUAUUUUUCAGGAAGGGCACACUAAAACUGAGAACACUGAAACUCCUUUAGCAUCUGAUCUGGUCGCUUCUUCGAUGUGGCCUUCCCUUAAAGCUGAAAACAGGAAUCUUUCAGGAGGAACAACUAAGCCAUGUGAAGGUAACUUAACGCCUGCUGCAUCUAGCUUAUCUGGAGCAAUAUUGGAGGAGGAAGCAUCCCAAGAUGCUUCACUAGGGCAUGCUGAUUCAUUUGGUUUGGCACCUGAUGGUGUUUCCAUCAUAGAGGAUUUUCCUUCUGAGACCACAAUUUCUUUGAGCCCUAUGGUGGAUGGAACACAUUUCAAAAGUUUGGAUACUAGCUUGAGUGUGGCAAAUACAGCUUUGGAUGCUAGGAUAGACGAAAUGCUUGACGUAACAGAGCAUGGGAAAUCUGAUGUAUUUAAUGUUUCAUCGCGAGAUUCUAAUGAUGCUGAAGUACAUCCAUCUUCUACCAUCAGAAAUUCUUCUGAAUUUUCAUGUCAAUUUGUGUCAUUAAAAGAAGAUGAUGGGGUAAGAAAUUAUGAGAAAGUGACAUCUAGGGACUACAAUGCAGCGGACAACAAACCGUUGAAUAGCUUUGUUGAAGACGUUGGUACCAGAGAGGAGAUAAAUAGGACAGUCAAUGUACAAAAUAGGCCUAUUGAUGCAGCUUUGGACUCAGCUGAUUCUGGAACUGCAUUUGUUAGUGAUGUUUCAUCUGCAAAUGACGGCAAAGAUAAGCUUGAUUUGUUUCCAACCACACGUGAAGUAAAAUAUAGCAAGGAUGUUGGUUUGACUGAUUCUGGUGUUAUGCCCAUUGAAUCGGUCCCUGUCCCUAAUUCAUCCCUUUCUGAGGUGGCACAGAAGCUGGGAUCUAAAGUUAUGGAAUUGCCUAGUGGACUGAUUUCUAUGGCAAGCAUGGGACAGAAGGAAAAAUCUUCCUUGGAAAGCUCAAUGCCUAAGAUUGUGGCUGGAAGAAAGAAGAAGAGAAGGGAAAUACUUUUGAGAGCAGAUGCUGCAGGGGCAUCUGACCUUUACAAUGCGUACAAGGGCCCAGGGGAAAAGAAUGUGAUUGUUAGUAACUCAGCAAGUAUAGAUAGCUCAACAGCUGACACAAUGGUUGCACAUGUAGAUUAUUCUAAAAAGGAUGUUGCUGCAAGUGAGGAAGAUGGGCAGAACAAAGCUGAAUUGGAUGACUGGGAAGAUGCAGCUGAUAUAUCCACUUCAAAACUGAAAACAUUAGAGCAUGGAAAGCCAGCUGAUGGAGCAGGGAAGCAAGAUGGUGAUGAUGGUUAUGAAGCCACUAGUCGAAAGAAAUAUUCGAGAGAUUUUCUAAUGACCUUCUCGCAGCUGUUUAUGGAGCUUCCUGUAGGUUUUGAGAUUGGUUCUGACAUAGCAGAUGCAUUGAUGAGCACUCCACUUGGGAAAUCACCGUGUCUAAGUCCUGGGAGGAUCAUAGACCGGCCAUCGGGUCCUCGGUCAGAGCGUCGUAUGGUUAGCAAUUUGGAUGAUGAAAAAUGGAGCAGAUCACCUGUGUCUUUUGGCCCUGGACGUGACCUUAGAUUGGACGCUGGGCAUGGAGCUGCAAUUGUUAGUCUUCGACCUGGGCAAGGUGCCAGUUAUGCAGUUCUGAGAAAUUCUCGUGCCCAGGCAUCCAAUCAAUUUGGAGGAGGUAUCCUGUCAGGACCAACACAACCCUUGACAUCUCAGGGAAGCAUGCCACGUGGAAGUCCUGAUGCGGACAAGUGGCAACGCGCAAAAGGUUUAAUACCCUCUCCUCAAGCACCUUUGCAGGUUAUGCACAAAGCUGAGAAAAAAUAUGAACUGGGCAAAUCUGUUGACAAGGAAGAGGCAAAGCAAAGACAACUAAAAGCUAUCCUUAACAAGUUAACACCUCAAAAUUUUGAAAAACUCUUUGCCCAGGUCAAGGAGGUUAACAUUGACAAUGCAGUUACUCUUACUGGUGUGAUCUCACAGAUUUUUGACAAAGCUUUAAUGGAACCAACCUUCUGUGAAAUGUAUGCUAAUUUCUGUGUUCAUCUUGCCUGUGAACUACCGGGUUUCAAUGAAGACAAUGAAAAGAUCACUUUUAAAAGACUGCUCCUGAACAAAUGUCAAGAGGAAUUUGAAAGAGGGGAGAGAGAACAAGCUGAAGCUAACAAAGUUGAAGAGGAAGGUGAGAUCCAGCAGACCAAAGAGGAAAGGGAAGUGAAAAGGCUUCAGGCCCGCAGGCGCAUGCUGGGCAAUAUUAGGUUAAUUGGGGAAUUGUACAAAAAGAAGAUGUUGACUGAGAGAAUCAUGCAUGAGUGCAUCAAGAAGUUGUUGGGACAAUAUCAGAAUCCUGAUGAGGAAGAUCUUGAAGCUUUGUGCAAAUUGAUGAGUACAAUUGGGGAGAUGAUAGAUCACCCCAAAGCAAAGGAGCACAUGGAUGCAUACUUUGACAUGAUGACAAAGCUCUCAACAAAUCAAAAGCUAUCCUCACGUGUUAGAUUUAUGCUGAGAGAUGCAAUUGAUCUUAGGAAGAAUAAAUGGCAGCAGAGAAUGAAAGUCGAGGGGCCUAAGAAGAUUGAGGAGGUUCACAGAGAUGCAGCUCAAGAAAGGCAAUCCCAGUCAAGUAGGUUGGCUCGUGGUCCCAUCAAUAGUAAUGUCCCAAGACGAGGUCAAGCAGCUGAUUAUGGUCCCCGUGGUUCCAUGCCAUUAACUUCUCCAAACUCUCAGCAGAUUGGUGGUCCUCGUGGAUUGCCAUUUCAGUCCCAUGGGUACGGCAAACAGGAUGUGCGGGUGGAGGAUAGGCAUCAGUUUGAAACAAGAACAAUGUCACUUCCCCUCCAGCAAAGGUCUACUGAUGAUGAUUCUAUUACCCUUGGUCCUCAAGGGGGUCUUGCCAGGGGAAUGUCUAUCAAAGGACACCCAUCAAUCUCUAAUGUUCCAGCUACUGAAACUUCUCUAGCUGUUGAACAUCGUAGAAUAACGUCGGGUCCAAAUGGUACUAGUUAUAUGGCAGAUAGGUUAUCUGGAGCAACAUCUGAUCAAUUAAACCUUCUAGUUCAUAGUAGUUACUACGGGGUCAGAGACUUUAAGAGUUCAGAUCAUACUUUUGAGAGAUCUGUUACGUCUAUCCUACCUUCUGGACGAACUCAUGGCACUUCAGGUGGCAGCCUAAACUCGGUUUCUGAAUCAAGAACAAUAUCAGAAGAAGUUUUACGAGAAAAAUCAAUAUUGGCAAUUAGAGAGUUCUACAGUGCCGAGGAUGAGAAAGAGGUGGUGUUGUGCAUCAAGGAAUUAAAUGCUCCAAGUUUUCAUCCUUCUGUCAUCUCGUUAUGGGUCAUCGACUCCUUUGAAAGAAAAGAUGUGGAACGAGAUCUCCUAGCCAAGCUUAUUGUUAAGCUUUGCAAAUCAAGAGAUAGCUUCCUUAAUAAAGAUCAGCUACUCCAGGGGUUUGAAUCUGUUAUUUCUUCGUUGGAGGAUGCCGUAAAUGAUGCUCCAAAAGCACCUGAGUUUCUUGGUCGUAUUUUUGCUAAAGUUGUGAUGGAAGAUAUGACCCCUUUGAGAGACAUAGGAAGAUUGCUAUGUGAAGGAGGCGAAGAAUCAGGCUGUCUAAGAGAGAGUGGGCUAGCGGCAGAUGUGCUCGGUAACAUUUUUGAGACCAUAAAACUAGAAAGAGGAGAUACUGUCUUGGAUGAGAUCCGGGCUAGCUCCAAUCUACCGUUGCAAGACUUUCGACCAACGCAUCCAAUAAAAUCAAAGUUGGAUGCAUUUUUUUGAUCGAGAGCACCGUAGUUAUGUUUAGGUUUUGUAGGGUGUUCCAUCCAGAGAAUUGCUCUCUCUCUCUCUCUCUCACUGCUUAUGGGUUCAUAUGAUAUAUUGGUUUCUAUUUAUCCAUGCCUUAUAGUUGCCCUUGGUUCAACGAGGUUGGCAUCAGGAUAUGAGAUGAACAAUUUAUUAUUAGUUGAUAUUGGUAGCCGGAAUCAUUGAGGUAAGCUUUUUGACCUGUGGUGUAUAAAGAUUUUUUAGAAUCUUGAUUCUAAAGAAUAACAUUCAGAAAAAUCUUAUUUUUCAA
Messenger RNA from Musa acuminata AAA Group (dessert banana), 6349 nucleotides. Its product is annotated as eukaryotic translation initiation factor 4G-like. NCBI's taxonomy places the organism in Eukaryota, Viridiplantae, Streptophyta, Magnoliopsida, Zingiberales, Musaceae. Gene Ontology annotation, cellular component: eukaryotic translation initiation factor 4F complex. Gene Ontology annotation, molecular function: translation initiation factor activity; protein binding; mRNA binding. The coding region runs from base 307 to 6054 and encodes 1915 amino acids. The transcript is spliced from 11 exons. The record is from RefSeq and is a predicted model, not a curated record.